Molecule: messenger RNA, 738 nt
Organism: Echinostoma caproni
Lineage: Eukaryota; Metazoa; Platyhelminthes; Trematoda; Plagiorchiida; Echinostomatidae
Source: the annotation of a GenBank genome assembly
AUGGCCUCUCGGCUCGUGGAAACGGUCAUGAUCAAUGUGGACGAUUUUGCGGACAGUUUCCUCACUUGUGGCACAUGUUUUACGGGAUAUGAUACACAGGAGCGAGCAGCCAAACUGUUACCCUGUUCACACACCAUUUGCCGAUCGUGUCUGGAUCGAAUUUUGGAAACACAGACUCAGUCCAGUUCAUUUCGUUGUCCAAUAUGCCGUGAGACAAUCGCCAUUCCGAACGGUGGUGGCGGUGCAUCUGCAUUUCCUCCCGCAUUUAUUGUGAAUCAACUAUUGGAUUUGCUCGCUACACAACGCCGUGAUGUUGUACCCAAGUGUCGAAUUCACGUCAAUCAAGAACUGUUAUUCUGUGAGACUUGUGAUGUGGUUUUCUGCACCGAAUGUCGCGGUCGUAGUCACGCAUCUCAGCUCACUUGUGGCGGUAGCACCAGUUCUCCCACAUUAAACACCGCAGUCCUCACAACCCAGGCAACUGUACUACCGUUUGAUGAUGGUGAUGGAGUACCUCUCCCGGGCCCUUUGAGUGGUAGUAGCGGCUCUGUCGGUGGGACCGCAUUGAAUCACAAUGUGAUCAGUUUCAAUGUGGCUAUCAAACGAUGCACGGAAAUCAUGUUGUACAAAAUGCAUUUAUGUGUGCAAGAGCUGAACAACGCUCAGGAUGCUGUCACUGCCGAGUUGGGUCGAUUGGAAGCGAACAAGAACAUCUGCACAGAGGUAAUUAGUCCAUGA